CAGAGACUGGGGAGAAGGGAGGAAGCGGAACCAGCAGCACGCAGCUGGGCUCACUGUAGGGAGUGACGUGAAAACUACGUUUCCCAGAAGCCUACGCGGCUCAGACAGGGUGACACCGGAAAUUGAAUCGCACGCUGGGUCAGAGGUCACCCGCGAACUCCCGAGUGCCCGAGAGUUUAGCUUCCGGUGCCUGGAGUCGCGGGCGCUGUUUCGCUCCAGUGCUUCCGCUCACGCAGGACUCUAUUUCCCAGCGUCCCGCCGCGGCAGUCUCCGGCGGGCAGGUGCGCGGGAGCCGCCGAGCGAGGGUGCGGAGACGGGGUCUCCUGCAUCCUGUUCCUCGCCGUUUCCCUUCGCUUCUCCUCCGACGGCCGCGGCCCAGGGCCCUGCAGACAUGGCGGCAGUGCUGCAGCAAGUGUUGGAACGUCCGGAGCUGAACAAGCUGCCCAAGUCGGUCCAGAACAAACUUGAGAAGUUCCUUGCUGAUCAACAGUCGGAGAUCGAUGGCCUGAAGGGAAGGCACGAGAAAUUUAAGGUGGAGAGCGAGCAACAGUACUUUGAGAUAGAGAAGAGGUUAUCCCACAGUCAGGAGAGACUUGUGAAUGAAACUCGUGAGUGUCAAAGCUUGCGGCUUGAGCUUGAGAAACUAAACAAUCAGCAGAAGAUAUUAACUGAAAAAAACAAAGAACUUGAAAUUGCUCAAGAUCGUAAUAUUUGCAUUCAGAGCCAGUUUACAAGAACAAAGGAAGAAUUAGAAGCUGAAAAACGAGACUUAAUUAGAACCAAUGAGAGGCUAGCUCAGGAAGUGGAAUAUUUAACAGAGGAUGUUAAGCGUCUAAAUGAAAAGCUUAAAGAAAGCAAUACAACAAAGGGCGAACUUCAGUUAAAACUAGAUGAACUUCAGGCUUCUGAUGUUUCUGUUAAGUAUAGAGAAAAACGAUUAGAGCAAGAAAAGGAAUUGCUACAUAAUCAGAAUACAUGGCUGAACACAGAGUUGAAGACCAAAACUGACGAGCUGCUGGCUCUCGGAAGAGAAAAAGGAAAUGAGAUUCUAGAACUUAAAUGUAAUCUUGAAAACAAAAAGGAAGAGGUUUCUAGACUAGAAGAACAGAUGAAUGGCUUAAAAACAUCAAACGAGCAUCUUCAAAAGCAUGUAGAAGAUCUGUUGACCAAAUUAAAAGAGGCCAAAGAACAACAAGCAAGCAUGGAAGAGAAAUUCCAUAAUGAAUUAAAUGCGCAUAUCAAACUCUCCAAUCUGUACAAGAGUGCUGCUGAGGACUCAGAGGCUAAGAGCAGUGAGCUCACCCGGGCAGUGGAUGAGCUGCACAAGCUCCUGAAAGAAGCUGGGGAAGCUAACAAAACAAUGCAAGAUCAUCUUCUACAGCUGGAGGACUCUAAAGAUCAAAUGGAAAAAGAAAUGCUUGAGAAAGUAGGGAAACUGGAAAAGGAAUUGGAGAAUGCUAAUGAUCUGCUUUCAGCCACAAAACGCAAAGGAGCUAUACUAUCUGAAGAGGAACUUGCAGCCAUGUCUCCCACUGCAGCAGCUGUAGCUAAGAUAGUGAAACCUGGCAUGAAAUUAACUGAGCUAUAUAAUGCUUAUGUGGAAGCUCAGGACCAGCUGCUUUUGGAGAAACUAGAAAACAAAAGAAUUAAUAAAUACCUAGAUGAGAUAGUGAAAGAAGUUGAAGCCAAAGCACCGAUUCUGAAGCGCCAGCGUGAGGAGUAUGAGCGUGCACAGAAAGCUGUGGCAAGCCUAUCUGUCAAGCUUGAACAAGCUAUGAAGGAGAUACAGCGAUUACAGGAAGAUACUGAUAAAGCCAAUAAACAUUCCUGUGUACUUGAGAGAGACAAUCAGAGAAUGGAAGUACAAAUAAAAGACCUUUCACAACAGAUCAGAGUGCUUUUAAUGGAACUUGAAGAAGCAAGGGGAAACCACGUAAUUCGUGAUGAGGAAGUCAGCUCUGCAGACAUCAGUAGUUCCUCUGAAGUAAUAUCACAGCAUCUAGUGUCUUACAGAAAUAUUGAAGAGCUUCAACAGCAGAAUCAGCGUCUGUUAUUUGCUCUUAGAGAACUUGGGGAAACCCGGGAAAGGGAAGAACAGGAAACAACUUCAUCUAAAAUUGCUGAGCUUCAGCACCAACUCCAGAGCUCCCUCACUGAGCUAGAACAGCUCCGUGAGGCACGACAGCAUCAGAUGCAGCUUGUUGACUCCAUUGUACGUCAGCGUGACAUGUACCGUAUUUUACUGUCACAAACAACAGGAGUGACCAUUCCAUUACAAGCUUCAAGCUUAGAUGAUCUCUCUCUCAUCUCAACUCCAAAACGUUCAAGUACAGCACAGACUGCUUCCACUCCUGCUCCAGUACCUGUCAUUGAAUCAACUGAAGCUAUUGAAGCAAGAGCUGCUCUUAAACAGUUGCAGGAAAUUUUUGAAAAUUACAAAAAAGAAAAGAUAGACAGUGAAAAAAUUCAAACUGAGCAACUUGAGAAGCUUCAGGAGCAAGUCACAGAUUUGCGUUCACAAAACACCAAAGUUUCCACUCAACUUGAUUUUGCUUCUAAACGCUAUGAAAUGCUGCAAGAUAAUGUUGAAGGAUAUCGCCGAGAAAUAACAUCCCUGCAAGAGAGGAAUCAGAAACUUACUGCAACAACUCAAAAGCAGGAGCAAAUCAUCAAUACCAUGACUCAAGACUUGCGAGGAGCAAAUGAGAAGUUGGCUGUUGCCGAGGUGAGAGCAGACAAUUUGAAGAAAGAAAAAGAAAUGCUGAAAUUGUCAGAAGUCCGUCUUUCUCAGCAGAGGGAAUCUCUGUUAGCUGAACAAAGGGGGCAAAACUUGCUGCUCACUAAUCUGCAAACAAUCCAGGGAAUACUAGAGCGAUCUGAAACAGAGACCAAACAAAGGCUCAGUAACCAGAUAGAAAAGCUGGAACACGAGAUCUCUCACCUAAAGAAGAAGUUGGAAAAUGAAGUGGAGCAGAGGCACUCGCUUACUAGGAAUCUAGAUGUUCAACUUUUAGAUACAAAGCGGCAGCUAGAUACAGAAAUAAAUCUUCAUCUUAACACAAAAGAACUACUGAAAAAUGCUCAGAAGGAAGUUGCUACAUUGAAAGUGCACCUGAGUACUAUGGAAGUCCAGCUUGCUUCUCAGUCUGCACAGAGGACUGGUAAAGGUCAGUCCAGUGACAAAGAAGAUGUUGAUGAUCUCUUGAGUCAGUUGAGACAGGCUGAGGAACAGGUAAAUGACUUGAAGGAAAGACUCAGAACAAGUGCUAGUAAUGUGGAGCAGUAUCGAGCAAUGGUUACUAGUUUAGAAGACUCCUUGAACAAGGAAAAACAGGUGACAGAAGAAGUACGGAAGAACAUUGAAGUUCGUUUAAAAGAAUCGGCAGAAUUUCAGACACAGUUGGAAAAGAAGUUGAUGGAAGUAGAAAAGGAAAAACAAGAACUUCAGGAUGAUAAGAGAAAAGCUAUUGAGAGUAUGGAACAACAAUUAUCUGAACUGAAGAAAACUCUCUCUAGUGUGCAGAGUGAAGUACAAGAAGCUCUUCAGCGAGCAAGCUCAGCUCUAAGUAAUGAACAGCAAGCCAGACGUGACUGUCAGGAACAGGCUAAAAUAGCUGUGGAAGCUCAGAAUAAGUAUGAGCGAGAAUUGAUGCUGCACGCUGCAGAUGUGGAGGCUCUCCAGGCUGCAAAAGAACAGGUUUCAAAAAUGGCUUCAAUUCGCCAGCAUUUGGAAGAAACAGCGCAGAAAGCAGAAUCACAGUUGUUGGAGAGUAAAGCAUCUUGGGAAGAAAGAGAGAGAAUGUUAAAGGAUGAAGUUUCUAAGAGUAUGUCUCGCUGUGAAGAUCUAGAGAAACAAAAUGGACUGCUUCAUGAUCAGAUAGAAAAAUUAAGUGACAAGGUGGUUGCCUCUAUAAAGGAAGGCACACAGGGUGCAUUGAAUGUAUCUCUCAGUGAGGAGGGAAAAUCUCAAGAACAAAUCUUGGAAAUUCUCAGAUUUAUACGGCGAGAAAAAGAAAUUGCUGAAACUAGAUUUGAGGUGGCUCAGGUUGAGAGUCUGCGUUAUCGACAAAGGGUUGAACUUUUAGAAAGAGAGCUACAGGAACUGCAGGAUAGCCUGAAUGCUGAAAGGGAGAAGGUUCAGGUAACUGCAAAAACAAUAGCUCAACACGAAGAACUGAUGAAGAAAACUGAAACUAUGAAUGUGGUUAUGGAGACCAAUAAGAUGCUAAGAGAAGAAAAGGAGAGGCUCGAACAGGAUCUACAACAAAUGCAAGCAAAGGUGAGGAAACUGGAGUUAGAUAUUUUGCCUUUACAAGAAGCAAAUGCUGAGCUAAGUGAGAAAAGUGGUAUGCUGCAGGCAGAGAAGAAAUUGUUAGAAGAGGAUGUCAAACGUUGGAAAGCACGAAACCAGCAUCUAGUAAGUCAACAGAAAGAUCCAGAUACAGAGGAAUAUCGGAAGCUCCUUUCUGAAAAGGAAAUUCACACUAAACGGAUUCAACAGCUCACUGAAGAAAUUGGGAGACUUAAAGCUGAAAUUGCAAGAUCAAAUGCAUCUUUGACUAACAGCCAGAAUUUAAUCCAAAGUCUGAAAGAAGAUUUAAGUAAAGUAAAAACUGAAAAGGAAAACAUUCAGAAGGAUUUAGAUGCCAAAAUAAUUGAUAUACAAGAGAAAGUUAAAACUAUCACUCAAGUCAAGAAAAUUGGGCGAAGAUACAAAACCCAGUAUGAAGAACUUAAAGCACAGCAGGAUAAGGUUAUGGAAACUUCUGCUCAGUCUUCUGGAGACCAUCAGGAACCACAUGUCUCCAUUCAGGAAAUGCAGGAGCUCAAGGAUGCCCUCAGUCAAGCUGAAACGAAGGCAAAGUCACUUGACAGUCAAGUUGAGAAUCUGCAGAAGACAUUAUCUGAAAAAGAGUCAGAAGGUAGAAAUCUCCAGGAACAGACUAUGCAGCUUCAGUCUGAACUUACGCGACUUCGUCAGGAUCUUCAAGAUAGAACCACACAGGAGGAGCAGCUCCGACAGCAAAUAACUGAAAAGGAAGAAAAGACAAGAAAGGCUAUUGUAGCAGCAAAAUCAAAAAUUGCACAUCUAGCUGGUGUAAAAGAUCAAUUAACUAAAGAAAAUGAGGAACUUAAGCAAAGGAAUGGAGCUUUAGAUCAACAGAAAGACGAACUAGAUGUUCGCAUGACAGCUCUUAAGUCUCAGUAUGAAGGUCGAAUUAGUCGUUUGGAGAGAGAACUCAGGGAGCAGCAAGAACGACACCUGGAGCAGAGAGAUGAGCCUCAAGAACCCACCAAUAAGGUUCCAGAACAGCAGAGGCAGAUCACAUUGAAAACUACUCCAGCUUCUGGUGAAAGAGGAAUUGCCAGCACAUCUGAUCCACCAACAGCCAAUAUCAAGCCAACUCCUGUUGUUUCUACGCCAAGUAAAGUGACAGCUGCAGCUAUGGCUGGGAAUAAAUCAACUCCCAGGGCUAGUAUCCGCCCAAUGGUUACACCUGCAACUGUCACAAAUCCUACUACUACCCCAACAGCCACAGUGAUGCCUACUACCCAGGUGGAAUCACAGGAAGCUAUGCAGUCAGAAGGGCCUGUGGAACAUGUUCCAGUCUUUGGGAGCACAAGUGGAUCUGUUCGUUCUACUAGUCCAAACAUUCAGCCCUCCAUUUCUCAGCCCAUUUUAACUGUGCAGCAGCAGACACAGGCCACAGCUUUUGUGCAACCCACUCAGCAGAGUCAUCCUCAGAUUGAACCUGCAAAUCAAGAGGUAGCCCCAAGCAUAGUGGAAGUGGUUCAGAGUUCACCCGUGGAGCGGCCUUCUACUUCCACAGCAGUUUUUGGCACUGUUUCAGCCACCCCAAGUUCCUCUUUGCCAAAGCGCACCCGUGAAGAGGAGGAGGAUAGCACCAUGGAUACCUCAGACCAAGUGUCCGAUGAGACAGUGGAAAUGCCACUGCCAAAGAAGCUGAAGAGUGUCACACCUGUCGGAACUGAGGAGGAAGUUACAGCAGAAGAAAGUACUGACGGAGAGGUGGAGACUCAAGCAUACAAUCAGGAUUCUCAAGAUUCCAUUGGAGAAGGAGUUACCCAGGGAGAUUAUACACCUAUGGAAGAUAGUGAAGAAAAUUCUCAGUCUCUACAAAUAGAUCUUGGGCCACUCCAAUCAGAUCAGCAGACUACUUCAUCCCAGGAUGGUCAAGGAAAAGGAGAUGAUGUCAUUGUAAUUGACAGUGAUGAUGAAGAAGAUGAUGAUGAUGAAAAUGAUGGAGAACAUGAGGAUUAUGAGGAAGAUGAAGAAGAUGACGAUGAUGAUGAAGACGACACAGGGAUGGGUGAUGAGGGUGAAGAUAGUAAUGAAGGAACUGGUAGUGCAGAUGGUAAUGAUGGAUAUGAAGCUGAUGAUGCUGAGGGUGGUGAUGGGACCGACCCAGGUACAGAAACAGAAGAAAGUAUGGGUGGAGGUGAAAGUAAUCAGAGAGCUGCUGAUUCUCAAAACAGUGGUGAAGGAGAUGCACGUGCAGCAGAGUCAUCUACUCAGGAAGGUUCUCGAGAGCAGCAGCCCACGCCAGCAGCUGAGAGACAGAGCCCUCGAGCACCACAGUCACCCCGGCGCCCGCCACACCCACUUCCCCCUCGGCUGACCAUUCAUGCUCCACCUCAAGAAUUGGGACCACCAGUUCAGAGAAUUCAGAUGACCCGGAGGCAAUCUGUAGGACGUGGACUUCAGUUGACUCCAGGAAUUGGGGGCAUGCAACAGCAUUUCUUUGAUGAUGAAGACAGAACAGUUCCAAGUACGCCAACUCUUGUGGUUCCUCAUCGUACUGAUGGAUUUGCUGAAGCUAUUCAUUCCCCACAGGUUGCUGGUGUUCCUAGAUUCCGGUUUGGGCCACCUGAAGAUAUGCCACAAACAAGUUCCAGUCACUCUGAUCUUGGUCAGCUUGCUUCUCAAGGAGGCUUAGGAAUGUAUGAAACGCCCCUUUUCCUAGCUCAUGAAGAAGAGUCUGGUGGACGAAGCGUUCCCACUACUCCUCUACAAGUAGCGGCCCCAGUAACUGUCUUCACUGAAAGUGCCACCUCUGAUGCUGCAGAGCAUGCCUCUCAGUCUGUUCCCAUGGUGACAACAUCAACUAGCACAUUGUCCACAACAAAUGAAACGGCAACGGGUGAUGAUGGAGACGAAGUGUUUGUGGAGGCGGAAUCUGAAGGCAUUAGCUCAGAAGCUGGCCUGGAAGUGGACAGCCAGCAGGAAGAAGAGCCUGCUCCGGCCUCUGACGAGUCGGACCUCCCUUCCACCAGCCAGGACCCUCCCUCCAGCUCUUCUGUAGAUACUAGCAGUAAUCAACCAAAGCCUUUUAGACGAGUAAGACUUCAAACAACAUUGAGACAGGGUGUCCGUGGUCGUCAGUUCAACAGACAGAGGGGUAUAAGCCAUGCAAUGGGAGGAAGAGGGGGAAUCAAUAGAGGAAAUAUCAAUUAAGUGGUCUGUAAACUUGCCACACCUGUGAAUACAAUCGCAAUCUGUUUUAGUGUAACGACUAUCAAGUUGAAGACAUUUUUGUAUUUAAAUAGGCAUGCUUAUCUCAACAUUCUUUAUUAAUAAAACGUAUUUCUGUGUCAAAA
Molecule: messenger RNA, 7620 nt
Organism: Jaculus jaculus (lesser Egyptian jerboa)
Lineage: Eukaryota; Metazoa; Chordata; Mammalia; Rodentia; Dipodidae
Gene: Tpr
Product: translocated promoter region, nuclear basket protein
Exons: 51
Coding region: 392-7477 (2361 amino acids)
Biological process (GO): protein import into nucleus; mRNA export from nucleus
Cellular component (GO): nuclear pore
Molecular function (GO): structural constituent of nuclear pore
Source: RefSeq, a predicted model, not a curated record